UGAAGAGUCCUCUGGCUCCGCCCCUCGAACUUGGGCGCAGGCGCAGUAGCCGCCAGGCGACCCUAGGUGUCUUACCAAAUUGGGAGUUUAUGAACUACGCAGGUAAAUAUGCCAGUCCUCAUGAAUAAAACGGAUAUAUGUCUCAACUGACAACAUGGCCAACCCUCUCAGAUACGAAGUACUGAAUCUGUACAAAAACCUUCUGUAUCUGGGAAAGGAGUACCCCAAAGGGGCUGACUACUUUCGAACUCGACUCAAGGCAGCCUUCCUGAAAAACAAGGAAGUGAAGGACCCGGAAGAAAUAAAAAAACUGAUCGCCAGAGGCAAAUUUGUCAUCAAAGAACUGGAAGCCUUGUACUUCCUCCGAAAAUAUCGAGCUCUGAAACAACGAUACUACGAGGACAGCUGAGCACCAACCCGUUGUCUGCAAGGCGGGUGCAGCCCAGAGGUUAAAUGGUGGGUGAUCGGGCUUGUAAUGGUAAUAAUAAAAUCUGUUGAAUAAUGUC
Molecule: messenger RNA, 506 nt
Organism: Thamnophis elegans (Western terrestrial garter snake)
Lineage: Eukaryota; Metazoa; Chordata; Lepidosauria; Squamata; Natricidae
Gene: ETFRF1
Product: electron transfer flavoprotein regulatory factor 1
Exons: 3
Coding region: 155-409 (84 amino acids)
Biological process (GO): respiratory electron transport chain
Cellular component (GO): mitochondrion
Source: RefSeq, a predicted model, not a curated record